Humulus lupulus (European hop) is the source of this 528-nucleotide messenger RNA. RefSeq lists its product as uncharacterized. The transcript has a single exon. The record is from RefSeq and is a predicted model, not a curated record. NCBI's taxonomy places the organism in Eukaryota, Viridiplantae, Streptophyta, Magnoliopsida, Rosales, Cannabaceae. Bases 1 to 528 code for a protein of 175 amino acids.
AUGGACUGGUGGGCUUACUUAGUGCAGCAAAGUUGCAGCUGGUAUUGGAAGAAAAUUGUUGAAAUUAAGGAUUUCUUUAGAGCUAAAAUGGACAGAUCAGCUUUCAUGGCAGUGAAAUAUAGUAUUCAAUCUGGGCAUGCAAUACUAUAUGACCAACAUAUCAAGGUUCAAUGGAGUAAAUAUGUCUGGGAGAGAUGCAAUAUUUCGAAACAUAGAUACAUUCUUUGGCUAACUUUGCACCAGAAGCUGAGAACCAGAGGCUACCUCAGUAAACACUGUCAGGUAUUGGACACAGUAUGCUUGCUGUGUGGAGAUCACAAUGAAGAGAUAUCUCAUCUAUUCUUUCAAUGUACUUACAGCAAAAUCUGUCUUGUGAAGUUGAAGGAGUGGAUUGGUUGUCGAGCACAAACAGAGAAUUAUCAAACUUUAUUGCACUGGAUUUCCAAAGCAAAACACCUUAGCAAGCUCAGGAGAGGUUUCUACAUAGCUCCUGUAUCAGUGCUAGUUUAUCAUAUAUGGAGAGUCUGA